Gopherus evgoodei (Goodes thornscrub tortoise) is the source of this 2473-nucleotide messenger RNA. It is a transcript of the gene GET4, whose product is annotated as guided entry of tail-anchored proteins factor 4. The coding region runs from base 71 to 1198 and encodes 375 amino acids. Gene Ontology annotation, molecular function: protein binding. The record is from RefSeq and is a predicted model, not a curated record. Lineage: Eukaryota; Metazoa; Chordata; Testudines; Testudinidae. Gene Ontology annotation, biological process: protein insertion into ER membrane. Gene Ontology annotation, cellular component: cytosol; BAT3 complex. The transcript is spliced from 10 exons.
GGAAGCCGGCCCGGUAGAGAACAGCGGGGCCAGGCCCCUGUCUCUCUCCGCCUCCCCUCCCCCCCCAUCGAUGGCGGCGGCGAUGAUGGCGGCGGCGGCGGAGCAGGAGGCCUCGAAGGGCGGCGGCGGGCGGAACCGCGGUGGGGUGCAGCGGGUGGAGGGGAAGCUCCGCGCCAGCGUGGAGAAGGGCGAAUACUACGAGGCGCACCAGAUGUACCGGACCCUCUUCUUCAGGUAUAUGUCCCAAGGCAAGCACACAGAAGCAAGAGAACUGAUGUAUUCGGGGGCACUGUUGUUCUUUAGUCACAGCCAACAAAACAGUGCUGCUGAUCUGUCCAUGCUGGUUUUAGAGUCCUUAGAGAAAUCGGACGCAAAAGUAACAGAUGAACUACUAGGAGCGACAAGUAUUGUCUGCACAGUAAUUGACCUCUCCGCCGCUUUGAUGGACAGCGGCUUCCUAUCCAGUCAGUGUGGUGAUGUGUGCAUUGCCUGCGGGUCGGCCAUUUUGUCAAAGAAACUUUGCUUGUCGGAAAACUUGGCUAAAGUGUUUAGUUUGAUGGAUCCAAAUUCUCCUGAAAGAGUAGCUUUCGUGUCCAGAGCACUGAAAUGGUCCAGUGGUGGAUCAGGGAAACUCGGUCAUCCGAAACUACAUCAGUUAUUAGCCAUCACAUUGUGGAAAGAGCAAAACUAUUGUGAAUCUCGGUAUCACUUCUUGCACUCCACAGAUGGUGAAGGAUGUGCUAAUAUGCUAGUAGAAUAUUCAUCAUCCAGGGGAUAUCGCAGUGAGGUGGACAUGUUUGUGGCUCAGGCAGUCUUACAAUUUCUCUGCUUAAAAAAUAAGACGAGUGCAUCAGUGGUUUUUACGACAUAUACACAGAAACAUCCUUCAAUAGAAAAGGGGCCUCCAUUUGUACAACCAUUGCUAAAUUUCAUCUGGUUUCUGUUACUGGCUGUUGAUGGAGGAAAACUAACAGUAUUUACAGUAUUGUGUGAACAGUAUCAACCUUCACUGAAAAGAGAUCCUAUGUAUAAUGAGUACUUAGACAGAAUAGGACAGCUCUUCUUUGGAGUUCCACCCAAGCAGACGUCAUCCUAUGGAGGAUUACUAGGAAAUCUUUUAAACAGUCUGAUGGGAACUGGGGAAGAUGAUGAUGCAGAAGAUGGUCAAGAAGAUAGCAGUCCUAUUGAACUUGAUUGAAUUUUUUUUCAUUAGGAGCUGCAUGAAUUUGGCAAUUUGGUAACUCAAAAGACAAUUUCAGAAUUUGAGUCCUGCAAUUUUCUCAACAACUAAAAGGGCUCCUCUGUUCUGUUAAAGAAGAUUGCUGAAAUGUUUUAUGAUGUUUGGUCUAUAUUAUUUAUGUAAAAAGAAAUAGCCAGUAGAACUGAUUGGAAUGAUUGUUAUCAGACUUCCAAUAUGCUGGCUGGUGGCUUUGAUUAAGAUAUAUAGUCUUCUACAGUUUCAAAUGCAGUAUUCCCUUUUUCACAAUAAUACAAGAUAAAGCAUAAACAUUCAUUUGUUGCUUUACAUUUUUAAACCAGUUUUGUUCUAGUGUAUUAUGAAAAAUGCUUGACCUUUGCUGUCACAAAGGAAUGUCUUGAAAGGCAGGGUAAAUAGUUGUAUAGCUGAUCUAUAAACCCAGUGCCAGAAGUAUUUCAAGACAACCCAGAGAGGGUGUAAUUAAAGGUGCACAUUCAGGAAACUUCAAUACCACACACACAUCCGUGAAAUUCAUUCCUGCCACAGCAAUUAGUAUAAUUUGCACACUCCAGAACAAUUCUGUGUAUCUAAAAUCAGUUUCCAAAUUACACCAUUCUUAUACAGAUGUUCCUUUAUCAGAGGAGAGGUGAGCAACCACUUUCAAGAAUGAAUCAUUUGAAUGUAGAUGAUUGGCUGCUAAUUAGACCAGAAUUUUUUUAGACUUGUUGUUUUAUACAUAGAUAUUCAGCAGCUAAAAAACAUCCUCCAACAUAUUAGUUUUUUUCUUUUAGAAGGGAGUCUUUUAGGUAGGUCUGCAAUAGUGUGUAAAGGUGACAGUUUGAGGUUUUGUUUUAGUAACCAAACAAAACCACUCCUUUUUGUUGUUUGCUAAAAGCAGCACAUGGAAAUCUUUGAAACACAGUUCUAUUUACAGAAAAGGGAUACUGCAAAACUAUCAGUUCUUUAAGAUACAAUAUUUAUUUUUAUUGGGUGGUUGAUUCAUUUAACACUUUAUGUAAAAAAUAACCACAAACUCUGCAUUAGGCAUAAUAAUUCUUGUCUCCUUUCAAUGCAGUGGACCACGUGAUAGCUCUAUGAUUAAAAGAUGAAAUCGGGGAAACACUUUAUUUUUUCACAUCUAAAAUAAAAGGCUUAGAUUAAUACACAGUGAUCAUGCAUGGGGGGAAUAAUACAUUUUUAUUUACUGUAAAAAAUGAAUUUAAAGGAGGACUUUGUGUUAAUUGUUGAGUAUUAAAUAAAUACUUUAUACUGGGA